Diabrotica virgifera virgifera (western corn rootworm) is the source of this 2157-nucleotide messenger RNA. Its product is annotated as FUN14 domain-containing protein 1B. The transcript is spliced from 3 exons. The coding region runs from base 188 to 712 and encodes 174 amino acids. Gene Ontology annotation, biological process: autophagy of mitochondrion. NCBI's taxonomy places the organism in Eukaryota, Metazoa, Arthropoda, Insecta, Coleoptera, Chrysomelidae. The record is from RefSeq and is a predicted model, not a curated record. Gene Ontology annotation, cellular component: mitochondrial outer membrane.
UUCUGCUUAGACAUAAUUUAUUAACAAAUUAUAUUGAUUAAAUUAAGUACUUAUUUUUAUAUUUUGAAAAAAUAUUCUUUAACGAUUUCUGCGGAAACGAAAUCGGCAACAUCGCGCUGUCAUUUUUAUGACUUGUAAACAUUGCCUGAAAAGAUUAUGUCAAACUAGAAAUAAUCCUUUAUAAGAUAUGCCAGUUAUAAUAAAAAAAGAGAAUCCCUCUUCCAGCGAUAGAAGCAAGAAAGCCAUGGACGAUGUAGAAGGAGCCAAAUCUGCUAUAAAAAGAUUUAUAGGAGAUGUUAGCAAGAGCUCUGCUACUAAGCAAAUAAUCUUGGGGGCCUCCUCUGGAUGGGUAACCGGAUUCUUAUCUAUGAGAGUAGGAAAAACUGCUGCAAUGGCAUUAGGUGGAGGAAUUAUUCUUCUUCAAAUAGCUAAUGAAAAGGGUUACAUUAAAGUCAAUUGGGACAAAGUUAAUAGAAACCUAGAUCAAGUUGCAGAUAAAGUAGAAGAACAACUAACUGGAGAAGCAGUAUCCUGGAUGGAUAAGGGUGAACGGUUUGUUGAUAGAAAGUUAGACCAAGCAAAGGACAUUGCUAAAAAGGGACAGAAGAAAGCGAAGCGAUGGUACUCUGGUGAAAAUUGCCAGCUGCGAGAAGUGCAUAUAUUUAUGAUAUCGUUUGUAGCUGGUGUCGCCAUAGGAAUAGGCACUGCGUAGACUUAAAAUAUUGUUAGAAUUUUUUAGAUCUUAUUACAAUUGCUAUAAGCAAUAUAACAUUUAACAAACGCUUAAAGACAUCAAUAUCUCGAAUGAUUUCUAGUUUUCAACGUUUUAAGUAUUGUUUGAACAGUAUUUAACUGUAGUGAUAUCAAUUUUUAUUUGCUAAUAUAGCGUAUUUGCCAAAAUAAAUAGAACGUAACAUAAAAAUUAUAUUAAGUACUAGUCAAUAAAACUUAAAGCCCUGUUCACAUUAUUCCAGUAGAAGGCUAGUCCAGUGGUCGAAAAAGCUCUUGAAAUGUCAAUAUCACAGUAAAAAUCAUUUCAAGAAGAAAGCAGUUCUCUGUUUUAAGUGACAAACUAUAGAUUCUGUUCUUUAUUUAACUUUUUCGCCAUGAAUACGUUAAAAAAACUUAUCCACAUGAAACAGUAACAUGUGUUGAAUGUAUAACGUUUUUACCAGCAAUGGAUAAGCCUUCUGCAUGAUUCCAGUUGCGUCGGAUUGAACAGUAGAACCGGAUCCAGUACCUAUUCACAUUUUUUUAGCUGCCAUUUAAUGUUGUAGUACUGAAAUAAUGCAAACCGAGCAUAAAAUAAGAUAAAAGGAAAAAUUCCUCUCAUUGGCUGUAUACCAUAAUAAAAAAUUUAUUAAGUAAAACUUCUCUUGGAGGUAGAUGGUAUAUAAUUUUAUUAAAGUUUUUUCAAAAAGGUUCCAAGUUGGAUUAAAGUGGGUACAUCACUAGUACAAAACAAACGUUUUCGGACUAAUCAGUCCAUCAUCAGGUUGAAACUUCAGAUCCAAAGUAGUUGGAACUAGCUACAUAGUUAGGUCGAAUGAUCUUAACAUUACAAAAAUUAAGCCAUUUCGGCUACAAAAAUGUCGACAAUAAGUCGAUGUUAAAAGAAUACAAUUAGACUAUAAUGGUGUCUUUAUCUUGGCUUCAAACUGACAUACUUUGUAUCUACCUACAAGAGAAGUUUUACCUCCUUAGUAAACAUAAAAUAAGAGUUUGGUGAAUGUAAAAACCAACUGAGAGCCCUAUUCUGUUGACAGCUAACUGCCGCCAUGUUGGAUUGAGUACAUGACAUCAAUGAACCAAACGCAGCGGCCAUCUUGGACGGUGUCGUGGCGUACAGCUCACCUGCACACGUGGCAGCAAACAUUAAAGAAUGUUAACAAAAGGUCAAAUAAUGUGAGAAAAAUAAGGAAAUUAGCUUUACUAAUUGGUUUUGUACGGUAUUGUUUCUUUUGGCAAAUAUGUGCAUCAUAAUUUUAUCUCGCAUCAUUUGUAAAGAGAACUAUGUAUGAUAUUUAUAUUUUCGUAGAGCAAUAUUCAUAUAUAUUCUAAUCUGAUCUGAUAUAUAACUUUUACUUUAAUUUACUGGGAACAUAUUUAUAUUUGUAUUACAUACCAAAUCAUACGCCAAUAAAUCAUACCCCAUAA